AUGGCAUACACGAUGGCGGAUGUGUGCUGGAGGCUGUUGCUCUGCUUUUUUUCCUCUCAAGUUGUCUCAGGGGGAGUUAAGAGGGAGGGACAUUACGUUGCUGCUGUGUAUGAGCACGAGUCCAUUCUCAGCCCAGACCCAACGGCCCUGGUUGAUCGACAGUCUGCGCUGGAGCUCAUGGGCAGAAACCUAGACAUCUAUGAACAACAAGUAGUGACUGCUGCCAGACAGGGGGCACAGAUGAUUGUUUUCCCUGAAGAUGGAAUCCAUGGCUUCAACUUCAGCAGAAGCUCCAUUUACCCUUACUUAGAUUUUGUUCUGCACUCAGGCUCUGUGAAGUGGAAUCCGUGCAGAGAGCCGCAUUUGUUCAAUGACACAGAGGUUCUUCAGCGUCUGAGCUGCAUGGCACUGAAAAACAAAAUAUUCCUUGUGGCCAACUUGGGAACCAAGCAGCCCUGCGAGCACAGCGAUCCUCGCUGUCCAUCUGAUGGAAGGUACCAGUUCAACACCAACGUGGCCUUCAGCGACGACGGGCUGCUGGUGGCCACGUACCGCAAACACAACCUCUACUUUGAGGACGCUUUUGAUACCCCUCCAGAGCCCGACUACUCGUUCUUUGAUACCCCUUUUGCUGGCAGGUUCGGUAUGUUCACUUGCUUUGAUAUACUCUUUUUUGAGCCUGCAGUGAACCUCAUCAGACAAUACAAUUUGAAACAAAUUGUGUAUCCAACUGCCUGGAUGAACCAGCUCCCGCUCCUGGCUGCUGUAGAAUUUCAACAAGCUUUUGCAACAGCCUUCAAUAUCAAUAUUUUAGCAGCCAAUAUCCACCACCCUGCCUUGGGCAUGACAGGGAGUGGCAUAUACACUCCAGUCAAAUCGUUCAUCUACCACGACAUGGAAAGUUAUGGUGGCAAGCUCAUAGUAGCAGAAAUUCCUGUGAUCACCACAGAUUAUAAAACCAAUUUGGAAAGCAAUGAAGGAUUCAGAGAGCAGUUACAUCACUCAUGCAAGACUUUUACAAGCACCUCACCAGGUGAUCAAAUUUGCUUUAAGGAGGGAGAAGAGAUCCCUGGCAGAGUAUCAGACAAAGGACACGAACAGUUACCUCCCCUGUUUUAUGCAGAAAUGAUGUAUGACAACUUUACUUUUGUUCCUGUAUGGGGGGAAAAAGGAGAGCUGCAGGUUUGUGCCAGCAGCCUCUGUUGUUCCUUAAGUUACCAGAGGGCCGUGGGGACGGAGGAGUUGUAUGCGCUGGGAGCGUUCGACGGGCUCCACACGGUGCACGGCACGUACUACGUCCAGGCCUGCGCCCUGGUCAAGUGCCGUGGCCUCAGCUUCAGCUCCUGUGGGCAGGAGGUUACAGAUGCCACCGCUCUGAUAGAGUUCCAGCUACGGGGAAAUAUGAGUACCCCUUACAUCUUCCCUUUACUGCUGACAUCUGGUAUUACCUUGGACUUUGCUGAUCACAUGGGCUGGAAAAACAACCACUAUUUCAUAAGCAAAAAUAGAACAUCUUCUGGCCUGCUGACAGCUGCUCUGUACGGGCGAUGGUACGAAAAGGACUAG
This is a messenger RNA of Merops nubicus (carmine bee-eater), 1566 nucleotides long. It is a transcript of the gene BTD, whose product is annotated as biotinidase. Gene Ontology annotation, molecular function: hydrolase activity, acting on carbon-nitrogen (but not peptide) bonds, in linear amides. The record is from RefSeq and is a predicted model, not a curated record. NCBI's taxonomy places the organism in Eukaryota, Metazoa, Chordata, Aves, Coraciiformes, Meropidae. The transcript is spliced from 3 exons. The coding region runs from base 1 to 1566 and encodes 521 amino acids.